CUCAAGACAGGUCUGGCCCUGACGGGAGCUAUUAUAAAUCUCUUUACCCUUCAGUUCGCUUCAGCAUAGAAAGUCAAGUCUCCACAAUAAUCUGAAUCUAAUCCUUCUAUCUCUGACACAGUGAACGGCAUCAUGGUUUCCGCCAAGGCUAUUAUGUUCACGAUGAUCACUGCGGUGAUGGCGCAGAACAAGACCCAAAUUGGCACCACGAGCGAAUUCCGCGUCUGCACUGUAGACGCAAGACCCAUCUACUCCGAAUCCUGCAUCCCCCUGAACCAAACUGGGUCAACUCAGUUCAAUGUUGCGGUCGGCUGUCGCCAGUAUGGAAGCACGACAUGCACCGGAAAUUACGAUACGGUGGGAUACCGGAGUGACUGCUAUGAGAACAGCCGGUUCUUCCAGAAUUUUGGUACGAUAAGCGGGAGCAUUUAUUGCUAUCCUUCUUAGGGGACGAUGGGUUGUUGAGACCUGUCUGAAGAGUCCGUGGGCACUAUACGGGACUAUAAUAUGCUUGGAGGGUAUGCUUAGCUAGGUAGUGAAUGAAACUGACUUGCUAUUUCUGAG
This is a messenger RNA of Aspergillus neoniger CBS 115656, 564 nucleotides long. RefSeq lists its product as uncharacterized. Bases 133 to 447 code for a protein of 104 amino acids. The record is from RefSeq and is a predicted model, not a curated record. The transcript has 4 exons. NCBI's taxonomy places the organism in Eukaryota, Fungi, Ascomycota, Eurotiomycetes, Eurotiales, Aspergillaceae.